UCAACAAACUUUAUCGAUGCUCUGAUGCGAAAAAAGUUGAAACUACUACAGCAGAAACAACAACUAAAACAACAGAAGCAACAACAAUAGAAACAACUACAGAGGAAGGUGAUGAGCAGCCAACAGAUGAAACAGGUAGAAAUUAAAUUUGGAAGGAUUGGAGGGGAUGGAAGUAGAUUCAACAAAACUUUUUUCAUUUCCAAAAUUAAUUUCAAAUGCAGAAACAACAACAGAAAGUUCUCCACCAUCUACAACAACAUCUCCAACAAGUGAAGAAACAGCAGUUACUGUAGAUGAACUUGAAGAGGAAACAACUACAGAAGGAACAAAUGAAGAAACAGAAGAAGAAUAUAUUAGUACAAAAACAAAAAGUAAUGAAAAACAAAAAAUUAGAACUGGAGCAAGAGAAAGACAAGGACCACGUUCUAAAGAAAUUGAAUUAUUACCUGGUGGUAUAGCAAGAAAAUUCAUUACACUUUCAAUUUGGUCAACACGUGGGAGAACUGAUGGGGAUAGAAAGUGUCAUUCCAGAAGUUUAGCCAGUAAAUUUCAUUCUAUUAUUUUGAAGAAUUGGAAAAAUCCUAACCCAAAAACUGCUUUAAUUUUUGAUUACUCAAUUAAUCAAAAUUUAUUGACAAAAAUUUUAAUUUACAUUUUAGCUUUCGGCCGAAAAAAUAAAGGAAUGACAAAAAUAGAAGAGAAAAUAAGCAAUGAAUGUGUUGAUUUAAAUGCUCAUUGUGAAAUGUGGGAAAAAUUAGGGCAUUGUAUGCACUCAACAAAAUAUAUGAAUCAUUAUUGCCGAAAAUCUUGUGGUUUUUGUGACAGAGAAGAACGUUCAGAAAUUGAUUCUCCAAAACCUAAAUGUACUGACAAAAAUCAUUUUUGUAGUUAUUGGGCAAGAAAUGGAGAAUGUGAUGAUGGAUCUAAAUUUAUGAAAUUAUUUUGUGAAAGAUCUUGUGGAUUUUGUUAA
This is a messenger RNA of Meloidogyne enterolobii, 970 nucleotides long. NCBI's taxonomy places the organism in Eukaryota, Metazoa, Nematoda, Chromadorea, Rhabditida, Meloidogynidae. The record is from the annotation of a GenBank genome assembly.